Messenger RNA from Pararge aegeria (speckled wood butterfly), 1390 nucleotides. Its product is annotated as myoneurin-like. NCBI's taxonomy places the organism in Eukaryota, Metazoa, Arthropoda, Insecta, Lepidoptera, Nymphalidae. The transcript is spliced from 7 exons. The coding region runs from base 100 to 1362 and encodes 420 amino acids. The record is from RefSeq and is a predicted model, not a curated record.
AAUGCAGACAGUGUUAGUUUAAGAUGUUUCUCGCGGCCUAGUAAAUAAAUAAGUUUCUUUUCUCCAAUUUCAAAACAGCUACCUACAUAGGUACAAACUAUGUUUAGUCAAGAAGAGUUUGAAGGUGAAAUAGAAUUCUUAGAUGAAGAUGCAGACAUAGUCCAACAAUGUGUACUGAAUGUCGACAACGAUGCUAAGAUUAAAGGAGCUGAACGUCCCCGGGCUGUAUAUGAACCGCGCAGCUUGCGUGCUGAAGAGAAACAAGGGAGACCGAAAACUAAACGAAAAAGACCUACACCGAAGUCAGAUGAUUCUGAUUACGAUCCGUCUAAGGAGGCGAAGUACGCUCCUAUCAGGAGUAGAAAGCGGCGGUCGAAUGUAACGCCAACUGAAAUGCGCGUGCAACGUGUAGAAUUCGUGGCCAUGCCUGAGUAUAAAAAGAAGGAUAGCUUUAACUCCAAAAUGGAUUUAACAGAACGCAGAAAACUCCAAUUAAGAGUACCAGAUUAUGAUGACCCCCUAUGCUUGCCAGUUCGUUCGCUGAAAAAAGAUAAUCAAGAGCAAAGGAAACUUAGAAACUGGAAUAAUUUGUGUUUGGAACAUUUUAAGAGUUAUGACACACUGUUACGGGUUGACAAACAACCAACUGUUGCCUCCAAGAGAAUUGUGGUUCUAAAUAAUAUACAGAACAGAAUUAAUGGUAGAAUAGAAACAACAAUGUCUGCAAAACUUAGCGUUGAAAAUAAAAAUGGUGGAAAAAGGACAGAAGUUAUUCAAUCUGUUCUCCCUAAAUACAGAGAGAAAAAGCUCCUUAAUAUAAGGUUAAAAGAGCAAAAGAAGCGCAAACCGUUUUACAUAAAAGAUGAGGUCAUAUUAACAAAAGAGGUCCACAAAGAGGAAGAAUCGCUUGUUGUAUACAAACCAAUGGAAUCUUUGUCUUUGGUCUACAAAAUGUUUAAAAACAAAGAUGACGAUUGGCAAUCGGAAAACGAAGACGACCCGGACAGGAGGCAUCUAAAGGAAGUAGCCAGCUGUAAGAUGUGUGCACCAUGCUAUCAGACGUCAUGGCGAGGUUACAAAAACACUAAUAAUAAAAAAAUCCCAUGUAUGAUCUGCGAGCGCCCCUGCAUCUCUAUGUACAACAUGCUGGCUCACAUGAAGAGCCACCCCAACGCGGCCGUCCGAGCUUGCAAGGAACAGAUUUCCAAGUGUUUGGCCACUGCGUUGGAAUACCAUUAUAAGUGCAGAAUAUGCGAUGAAAAGUUUCGCAGCAUUAAGACGUUGCGAUCCCACGUUAAAAAUCAUAAAAGUGGCGAAAAGUUUAAGUGCGAAGUAUGCAACCAAAAUAUUAUGUCAUUAUAGUAAGUGGAUUAAAUAAAAAAGUUGUAUU